AUGGCGGCGUGGUGCUCCGCCGAGUCCACCAAGCCGGUCUUCGUCGGGAUCUACGGCGCCGUCCUCGGCGGCUUCGCGGUCUCCGCGCUCUUCUUCCUGCUCUCCUCCUCCUCCUCGCUCUCCGCGCCCACGCUCCCGCUCCCGGCCGCCGCCAUCGCCGGGGCCAACCUCUCCGCGCCCACUCCCGCCCAGCCCGAGACCAUGUACAACCGCCCCAUCUGGAAGCCCCCGCCCCGGCGGGCGCGGAUGCCCUCUCCGCGCGCGUUCCGACUCACCCGCGACAUGGUCGCCGCCCGCGCCCGCGACGGCGUCAUCGUCGUCACCUUCGGCAACUACGCCUUCCUCGACUUCAUCCUCACCUGGGGGCGCCACCUCACCGACCUCGGCGUCGACAACCUCCUCGUCGGCGCCAUGGACACCAAGCUGCUCCGGGAGCUCUACUUCCGGGGCGUGCCGUCUUCGACAUGGGCAGCAGGAUGGCCACCAAGGACGCCGGGUGGGGCUCCCCCACCUUCCACAAGAUGGGCAGGGAGAAGGUGCUGCUCAUCAACGCGCUCCUGCCUUUCGGGUACGAGCUGCUCAUGUGCGACACGGACAUGGUGUGGCUCAAGAACCCAUUGCCCUACCUUGCCCGAUACCCCGAAGCGGAUCUCCUCACGUCCAGCGAUCAGGUCAUACCCACCGUCACCGACGACAGCCUGGAGAACUGGAGGGAAGUCAAUCUCUACUAUCUUAUUCACAGUUACUGGUGCAUUCAACAUUGGUAUUUUCCAUUGGCGACCCACUGAACCUGCUAAAAGGCUGGCAAAAGAUUGGAAAGAUUUAGUCAUAUCUGAUGAUAAGUUGUGGGACCAGAAUGCUUUUAAUGAUCUUGUACGCCAAAAAUUUGGACAGCCAGUUCAAGGAGGUGAUCUUGUAUAUUCUUAUGAUGGGAAACUGAAGCUGGGAGUACUACCGGCAAGUAUAUUUUGCAGCGGGCCAUACAUAUUUUGUGCAGGAGGUUUCCUGUCAUUUAAACCUAACAUUCCAAAAAGUUUGCUAUUAGAUGGUGCUCAUACUGUUGAAUCUCAUUUUGAGUUGGUUAAUUAUGAGCUGAAGCAAAUAAGAACUGCACUUGCAGUCGCGUCCUUGUUAAAGCGGACACUGGUAAUGCCUCCAUUAUGGUGCAGGCUUGAUAGAAUGUGGUUUGGACAUCCUGGAAUUUUAGAAGGAACAAUGACCAGACAACCUUUUCUCUGCCCGAUGGAUCAUGUGUUUGAGGUUCAUGUUAUGCUAAAGGACUUGCCCAAGGAAGAGUUUGGUCCACAUAUUGAUUUCAGAGAGUACUCCUUUCUUGAGAAUCCAUCAUUACCUAAAGAGGUGAAAGAUUCGUUACUCGAUGUUCAACUCUGUGAUGAGCAUAGCUCCAGAUGCUCUGCAGUUGAUGAAACCGAUAAGCACAGACCCUUUCUUUUACCAAGAAAUAGUACUGAAGAAAAGCUGUUGGAUUUGCUGUCACCAUAUAAGGAUGUCAAAAUCAUACAAUUCUCAUCUAUGGUUGAUGCCUUCGGUGGUUUUGCUGAUGCAGCUGUGGAGAAGAAGUUCCGGGAAUCGUGUGAAGAGGGUGGAAGCCACACCCUCCAGAGACUAGGGAACAGGACCAUCCACCUUGGUCAUGACUGCCGACAAGAAGGUGCAAGAAAGAUUGUAAUGAUGAAGAUCUGA
Messenger RNA from Miscanthus lutarioriparius, 1704 nucleotides. NCBI's taxonomy places the organism in Eukaryota, Viridiplantae, Streptophyta, Magnoliopsida, Poales, Poaceae. The record is from the annotation of a GenBank genome assembly.